Messenger RNA from Syzygium oleosum, 1571 nucleotides. Its product is annotated as glucan endo-1,3-beta-glucosidase 14. The coding region runs from base 148 to 1341 and encodes 397 amino acids. The transcript has 3 exons. Gene Ontology annotation, cellular component: plasma membrane. Gene Ontology annotation, molecular function: hydrolase activity, hydrolyzing O-glycosyl compounds. Gene Ontology annotation, biological process: carbohydrate metabolic process. The record is from RefSeq and is a predicted model, not a curated record. Lineage: Eukaryota; Viridiplantae; Streptophyta; Magnoliopsida; Myrtales; Myrtaceae.
AUGCCUGGUGGGGAAGAAGAAGCAGCAAGAGAAGACGCAGCAGCAGCAGCAGCUUUGCGGUGAAGGAGAUCGGGUUCUCGGUUCUGCCCUCGUCCCGCGCCUCGCGAUCGCCCCUCGUGGAGAUCUUGUUUCCACCAGGAGGAGGAGAUGAGGAGGAGCAAGCUCCUUGUACGGUUCCUCUAUCUAUUAUUGCUCUGGUGUAAUGACCCAAUUGUUGCAUGGGCCGCUGAAGCAUUCGUCGGUACCUACGGAAUAAAUUACGGGAGGAUUGCUGAUAAUCUCCCUUCCCCUGAUAAAGUUGUUACUCUUCUCAGAGCAGCGAAAAUAAGGAAUGUACGUAUUUAUGAUGCUGAUCACAGCGUCCUCACAGCUUUUAGUGGAACUGGACUCGAUUUAGUUGUUGGGCUUCCGAAUGGUAACCUAAAAGAUGUCAAUGCUAGUGAAGAUCAUGCAUUAGAUUGGGUUAAACAAAAUGUGCAGUCUUUCCUCCCUGACACGCGGAUUCGCGGGAUUGCAGUGGGCAAUGAAGUGUUCGGAGGAACCGAUUAUGAACUCUGGGGUGUUCUUUUGGGCGCAGUGAAGAAUGUGUACAAUGCCGUAAAGAAACUUCAGUUGGACGAUGUGGUGCAAAUAACGACUGCACAUUCAUUGGCCGUCUUUGACAAUUCUUACCCUCCCUCUUCAUGUACGUUCAAAGACAAUGUGGACCAGUACAUGAAGCCUCUAUUGGCAUUUUUCCAGGAAAUCGGUUCUCCAUUUUGUGUGAAUGCUUACCCGUUUUUGGCUUAUCUGGAUGAUCCCGGGAACAUCGACAUCAAUUAUGCCCUCUUCCAGAAGACCCAGGGGAUCUAUGAUGAGAAAAACAAUAUACACUAUGAUAAUAUGUUAGAUGCUAUUAUUGAUGCUGCCUAUGUUGCUCUUGAGGGUGCUGGAUUUAAAAAGAUGGAAGUCAUUGUCACUGAGACAGGGUGGGCUUCGAAAGGAGAUAGUAAUCAAGCUGCAGCGACGGUGGAUAAUGCAAGAACAUACAACUAUAACCUUCGCAAAAGACUUGCCUUAAGGAAAGGGACUCCUUUGAGACCAAAAUAUCCACUGAAGGCUUAUAUCUUUGCCUUGUUUAACGAGGAUCAGAAACCGGGACCAACUUCUGAGAGGAAUUUUGGACUGUUCAAGCCUGAUGGAAGCAUUUCGUACGAUAUAGGAUUUCCGGCGCUUAAAUCUUCAUCUGCAACAUCUUUGGUUGGCUCUUUGAAGGUCAUUCGAGCUCGAGCUUGUUUUGGGUCAAAUGCCAUUGUACAUGUGGCCUCUACAGUGAUACUGAUACUGUUUUCCAGAUUCUAAAGUCGAGUAGGGUUUUUUUUUUUCGUCAUUUGGUGCUCGCCAUCUGAGGGUUGUAGGGUUCUACAGAUUACGACGAAUAUAAAAGAUGAUAUAUUCAUUUUCCAAGGAACGUUACCCAAAAAUCUGCUGAGUAUUUUCACUCCAGUAAGAGAUGUAUAUGACUUUAGGCAGAUUCAAAAGCCUCUCUUCCUAUAUCAGUAUACAGGUCUCUCUCUCAUCUCUUUCAAGGA